AGACUUGAGACUGCUCUCUUUUUUUCACUACAUAAUAUACUAUAUUUUUUUUUCUCUGCUCAAUCAUCUCAAUGUCAAUAUAAAUCUAUAUGUCAUAUUGAUUAAAUAUUCUUGUUGUUCUAUUCCCUGUGAUCUGUGAUUUGUAAAAGUUUUGUUCGCUUUGUUCAGUUCUAUUGUUAACACAUGAACACAAAACGAAACAAAAAAUAAUAUUUUGAAUUAAUUAAUGUAUGUUAAAUAUAAGUUAAAAACUAUAUUGGAUAAGUUCAGUUAAUUAAAAUUUUAUAUGAGAUAUUUAGUAUUUAUUAAGUUUAUGUCAAUAAAUUAAAUGCCAGUACAUAAAAUUAUCUGCUACUUGAGUAUAAUUAUUAUUGCAAUUAAAAAAUAAAAUAACUAAUUUUAAAUGUCAUUAUUAAUAAUAGUAUAAAAUAACAAUAUAUUUAUUAUUGUAACACUGAAUAAAUUUUAAAUAAUAUAAAAAAAAAAAUAUGCCGCUACAUCGAUAUACACAUGCUAUAUUAUGUAGAAUACCAAAUUCAAUAGAAAGUAAGGGCGAGGUCGUAGUUGAAGAAGCUAGAAAUCAACAUUCAGCACUUGCACAACUUUUACGAGAACUUGGAAUAGAUGUUGUUGAAAUGCCUGCUGAUGAAUCUGCACCUUUAUGCGGAUUUGUUGAAGAUAUUGCAGUACUUUGUAAUGGUAUUGCAUUGAUUGCCCAUCCUAUUGAUCUUACCCGAAUUAAAGAGAUUGAAACUAUUAGAGCAGUAUUAAAAAAAGAAUUGGAAAUUUCACUUAUUGAAAUUGCUGAUACAAGUGCUCGAUUGGAUGGUGGAGACGUAUUAUUUACAGGUCGAGAAUAUUUUGUUGGACUUGGUAAAUUUACAAAUGAAGCUGGAGCAAGAGCUGUUGCUGCUGCAUUUCCAGAAUAUCCUUGUGUUCCAAUUAAGGUUCCUGAAAAUCAUAGACUCAAAGGAUUGGUAACUAUGGCUGGUCCGGAUGUUAUGUGUGUUGGAGCUGGUAAAGAAUCACAACAAGUAUUGAAGAGAAUUGAAAGAGAAGCGACUUACACUUAUCAAACUCUAACAGUCCCAGAAGAUGCAGCUGCUAAUGUUAUUUAUGUAAACGGUACUCUUAUUCAUCGUAGUGAAGAUGAAAUCCCAUUAUCAUUUAAACUUUUUGCGGAUAAAGUUGAAUUUCCUACUCGAACACUCUAUGCGUCUGAAUUAGCUAAAGUCAGUUUAGGAUUAUCAUCUUGUUGUUUAUUAGUACGUAAACCAAGACAUAUUCGUAGUCUUUAAAAAAAUAUAUUAACUAAAUAAUAUUUAUAAUAAUAUCAAUAUUAGCUCAAAUGAUAUAUAAAUAUAUCUCUAUUUCUUUUUUAUUAAUCUUGAUAAUAUUAUUACCAUUAGCAGUGUUAAUUACAUAUAUUAUUAAUUGUAUAAUUACUAAUAAUUAUAAUAAAACUAUAUAUAGUUUA
Messenger RNA from Microplitis mediator, 1477 nucleotides. Its product is annotated as N(G),N(G)-dimethylarginine dimethylaminohydrolase 1. The transcript is spliced from 5 exons. NCBI's taxonomy places the organism in Eukaryota, Metazoa, Arthropoda, Insecta, Hymenoptera, Braconidae. Bases 489 to 1298 code for a protein of 269 amino acids. The record is from RefSeq and is a predicted model, not a curated record. Gene Ontology annotation, biological process: arginine metabolic process; positive regulation of nitric oxide biosynthetic process. Gene Ontology annotation, molecular function: dimethylargininase activity; amino acid binding.